AUGGAUUCGGGAACGCCCGACGACCGCCCGCACCAGCGCCAGAGAACGAACCCCGAGGGUACGAGAUGGGACCAGCAAACAACUCAAAUGGGACAGCUGCUCGCGCAGACAGCUCAACUCCAGCAACAAAUCCUACAGGCCCAGUCUCGCCCCAGGCCGACGCGAAAGAAAUCGGAUCCGCCGCGCUUCGAGGGCAACGACAACGACGACCUGGAACUCUGGAUCUUUAGUACAGAGCAGUACUACUCCGACUUUCAGACCGAGAUGCAGGAGUUCUCGUCGUCUUUCUUGGGCAUGGUAUUCGCUAACCUGGGCGUUGAUGCUCAAGCGUGGUUCCGAGAUUUGAAACUCUCGAUGGGCUCGAACGCGCUAACAUGGGCGCUGUUCAAGGAACAGAUCCGUGCUCGCUUUAGAGACAAGGAUUUCAAGUAG
Molecule: messenger RNA, 432 nt
Organism: Phytophthora sojae
Lineage: Eukaryota; Oomycota; Peronosporomycetes; Peronosporales; Peronosporaceae
Exons: 2
Coding region: 1-432 (143 amino acids)
Source: RefSeq, a predicted model, not a curated record